UUUUUUUCUUCCUUCGUCUUUCUCCUUCAAGCAAUGCAGGCCAUCACCCCCGCCGGUCUCGAGGGCCUUGCCAAGUACAAGUACUCGAGCGUCGACAGCUCACCGCUGUCCAACCAAGUGAUGCACCCGUUCUGGAACUUUUGCGUCAAGUACUUUAUUCCGAUCUGGCUGGCGCCGAACGUGCUCACCUUUGCCGGCUUUCUGUGCUUGCUUGGCAACUACCUGGUCUCAUGGUACUACGACCCCGACCUGACCAUGGCCACCCUCAACCUGAACUCGGUCCCGCAGUACGUUUGGUUCCUCAUGUCGUUUGCGCACUUCAUGUCGCACACGCUUGACGGCUGCGACGGCAAGCAAGCGCGCAAAACUGGCAAAUCCACCCCGCUUGGCGAGCUCAUGGAUCACGGUCUGGACAGCAUGGCCGCUUGGCUCCAGAUGAUCACUGCUGCUUCUGCUGUCGGCGUUGCUGGCUACCCGUGGGUUUUGUACACCAUCACAUGCGGCGUUGUCCUCUCCUUCUAUCUGACCCACUGGGAAAAGUACAACACUGGCGUUCUGUUCCUCCCUUGGACUUACGACGCGAGCCAACUGCUCGUCACGAGCGUCUACCUGCUUGCUGGACUGUUUGGUACCCAGUUCUUCACCGCGCCGCUGCUCGAUCUGAGCGCGCUCCACGAGUCGUGGACCCAAGUCAGCAUUCUGCACAUUUUCAUUGUCACUUCGUACGUCUCCAUCCUCAUGCAGCCCAUCCAGUCGGUCAUUAAUAUUGUCUCGGCUCCCAAGCGUCUGCACGGCUUUGUUGACGGCUUUAUGCCUCUCGUACCGCUCAUUGCCAUGUUUGCCUUUUUCACCUUCUGGGCCUACGCGUCGCCCGCCAACCUCUUGGUCUCCAACGGUCGAGUUCUGCUGACUGCACUUGGUCUCGCCUUCUCGAACUUGACUUGCCAACUGAUUGUCUCCCAAAUGACAAGCCAAAUCCACCGAAGCAACAACUUGAUCUUGGCUCCUCUGCCUUUCAUUGCCGGUGCCAUCUACUGGGGCUUUGUUGUUUCGCCCGCCGUCGACACUUGGGUGCUCUAUGGCUACACUCUCUUUGCAGCACUCUUGCACGUUUCUUAUGGAGUCAACUUGGUCCAAACCAUCUGCCAGCACAUCAACAUUUACUGCUUUAGCAUCACGUCGACACCCCGUCCAGUUGCUAACAAGAAACAAAAGUAAUGCGUGUGUGUGUGUGUCCUACUUUUAUUCAAUGUCGAAUUAUUACUUUCUUGCUGUUCCA
Molecule: messenger RNA, 1279 nt
Organism: Capsaspora owczarzaki ATCC 30864
Lineage: Eukaryota; Filasterea; Ministeriida; Capsasporidae
Exons: 5
Coding region: 34-1218 (394 amino acids)
Biological process (GO): phosphatidylethanolamine biosynthetic process
Cellular component (GO): endoplasmic reticulum membrane; Golgi apparatus
Molecular function (GO): ethanolaminephosphotransferase activity
Source: RefSeq, a predicted model, not a curated record